AUGCACAACACUACUCCUGCUGCUCUUGCAGUGAUUAGGCCCCAUAACACAGAUGCUCCUUCUGUCAUAAACCUCGCUGAGGAGUUUCAAAGACUUCAGCAUGAGUAUGAAGAUAUCAAUGGAGGUAAGUUUGAACGAGCUAUUCAGAGCAAGCUUCUCGAGCAGAGAAAAGCUUUUAUUCACCAUCUUGAGUCCAUGUUCUCUGAAAUCAACGACGUUUCCAAUCGAAAAAUUCAAGAAACAAACGCCAAAUUCGGUUUCACCUUGCCACUCGAGGAACUGAAGAAAGUUUCUUCAUCAAAUAUCACUGAGCACGAUCGGCGAUUUAUUGCCACUGAGAGAGAGAGUGCUGCUGUCCAGAAGAAACAUUUGAAGGAGCGCUUAGAAGUAAGAAUUGACUAUACAACUUUCAUGAUAAGAAUCAAAUUUCAAAUUUCAUCCGCACUGGGAAUCACCGUCACUGCAGAUCCAUCCUCGCUCACCCGAACUACCGAGAGCCCCGAUAAUACAGUCGAAAUCGCACAGCUUCUUAAAAGCAACCGCUCUCUCCAAAACGAACUCGAAGUCUCAAAACAAACCGUGAUCAAACUUGAAGAUGAAAAGAAGCAAGACAAAACAAUCAUCGCUAGGUGGCAGUUCCUCCAUUACGAGAACCGACAAGAAAACGCCACUCUCAAAGAAGAAUUGAAACAUCUCAAAGAAAACAUUUCACACUAUGAAGUGGUCGCGAACUCUUGUUCUCGUGUCCGCCACGGAUUGUCCCAUAAAGGACGCUGUUUCCGCAACAAUGACAGAUUCCAUGACAUCGAAGGCCGCCCUCCAGCCGACAGAAAGGUGAUCGAUCGUCGUAAGAAUGCUUGCCAUCAAGGAGACAUUGCAGUCGAUUUUUCACUGUUCAUGAUUGAUCCAAAUCGUGCUGGUUGGAAUAUUGGAGGGGAGCGCUAUAUGGAUUUUACCAGCUCGUAUCGUGUGACACCGCAUCAAUGGGCGAAGAUUCUCGAAGAUUCCAAGGCGCGCCCCGAUCGGGUUCUCCUUGAAGUUCUCAACAUGCAUGGUACGAUGUACCGUUGUUACGCCAACACGGAGUAUACCCACAGCCCCCAGAAUGAUGUAACUUUCAAUGUCCUCUUCGCAAAGCUUUUCAAGAGAUACAAGGAUCUGUUGGCAACUGCAAACCAAUUCCCUUCGGCCACACGAUACGAAAACCUUGUCACCUUUGUCAAGCAAGCUGCGAACGAUCGGGGGAAAUUGAGGGAAAUAGUUCGAAGAACUGUUGCUCACGAGAAAGCUCGGUGCUUCGAACAAGCCCGGGUGAUUUCGCCAUACAGUCUUCCAAGAAGAAGCCAAUACAACGCGGCAGGCUUUGAGUCGGCGAAGGGAGGACAAUCCUGGUGGUAG
Messenger RNA from Botrytis sinoallii, 1398 nucleotides. RefSeq lists its product as uncharacterized. The transcript has 3 exons. The record is from RefSeq and is a predicted model, not a curated record. Bases 1 to 1398 code for a protein of 465 amino acids. NCBI's taxonomy places the organism in Eukaryota, Fungi, Ascomycota, Leotiomycetes, Helotiales, Sclerotiniaceae.